AUGUCAUCGACCCUUCUCGAAUCGACUGUGUCGGUUGAUGAAAAUAAUGAUGAUUUCCUAGGGGAUACUCUACCGCCUUUUGCUAACGAGGAAAUCAAAGAGAAAUUCAAACAACUCAAGGCCCGCGAUCGUAAAUGCGAAGAGCUGGAGACAGCUGCGGUUGAGGAAAGGGAGAGGAUCAAGAAUAUGCAGGACCAUCUAGUGAAUGUACAGAAAGAGAUUAAAAACUCAGAGGCUCUGCUGGAGUUCAAACGGAAGGAGAAAGAGUCUAAGGAACAUGUGAAUUUCGUGGCGCGUGACGCUGACUACAAAGCUCAUUUUAGUUGA
This is a messenger RNA of Perkinsus marinus ATCC 50983, 327 nucleotides long. RefSeq lists its product as hypothetical. The coding region runs from base 1 to 327 and encodes 108 amino acids. The transcript has 3 exons. Gene Ontology annotation, biological process: inner dynein arm assembly; cilium movement; cilium-dependent cell motility. Gene Ontology annotation, cellular component: axoneme. Lineage: Eukaryota; Perkinsozoa; Perkinsida; Perkinsidae. The record is from RefSeq and is a predicted model, not a curated record.